UGGCUGUCAAAGAGCACACUUUUGGGAUUGAAGGCUGUGCGAAUCUAGUAGAAACAUUCUAACAAACACCAUGAGUGACAUAACAGGACAAUCAUUAAACAACAAUCUGCUUAAACUGGAGUGUCAUUUCACAUGGGCUGUCUUCGAAGAGGAGAUAGAUAUUGAAAAGAUAGAAGGCAGGGUUCAUGAUCAAAUUGCAUAUUUACCUUCUACACAAAGACAUAGGCUUCAUAAUUUAUUGGCCUAUACAAGUUAUUUGAAAGGAGACAAUGAAGAAGCAAUCAGACAGCUUCAAAAAGCUGAAGAGCACCUGCAAGGAACACAGUCUGCUGAUGUGGAUAUCAAAAGAGCUGUGAUCUACAGUAAUUAUGCCUGGCUGUUCUACCAUUCAAACCAGUUGAGGGAUGCUCAGUCUUAUUUAGAAAAAGUGGAAGCCAUUUACAAGAAAUUUGAAUCUUCUCCAGAACAUGAUGUUCUUCUUACUGAGAUAUAUGGAGAACAGGCCUGGGCUCUGUUAACAUUCUAUGGAAAAUACUGUGAAAGAGCUAAAGAGUGUUUUGAAAAAGCGCUAAAGCUAGAUCCAGACAAUCCUGAGCUCAAUUCAGGAUAUGCCACAGUCAUGUAUCGUUUAGAAUAUCAAGAUUUAAUGAUUUAUGGAACCAGUAAAUAUAAUUCUUUAGAACUGUUGAGACGUGCUGUGGAAUUAAAUGAAAAUGAUACUGUGAUUAAAGCUUAUCUUGCGCUGAGAUAUCAAAGUUUGGGUCAAGCUGAGGAAGGAGAAAAGAUUAUGGCGGAGGCUCUUAGACAAACUCCAAACUCACCAUAUUUACUUCGAUACGCUGCCAAAUUUUACAGAAAUGAAGGAAAGAUUGAUGAUGCUAUUACCAUUCUGAAAAAAGCCCUAAACCAAACCCCCAAUUCAGGUUCACUUUACUAUCAGAUUGGGCUUUGUUACAAAAAGAAGAUGAAUAUGUUAAUGAAAUCUGCAAAGACUGCAAAGUCAUCAAAUCAGCCCAAGAACACCUAUACAAGGGACGUAAAUGAAGCCAUUUCAUCUGCUACGUUACAUUUUGAAGAAGCUGUUGCAAAUAUAAAAAAUUUUGUGGAGGCAUAUAUUGAAUUGGGGAGCAUGUAUGGUAGAGCAGGUGAAUUUGAAAAAGCAGAAGUUACAUUUCAGACAGUGCUACAUCUGAAAAAUCUAACAUGUGAAGACAAACAAGAGAUUCAUUUUGGUUAUGCACUUUUUAAGCAACAAGCAGUUAGAUCUGAAUCUGAAGCCAUAAAGCAUUACAAGGAAGUAUUACUCAUACCGAAUAGAACAAGGGUUAGAUCUUAUUCCAGAAAUGAUUUGAAACAGUUGGCUGAACAAAAAGUAACAAAACACCCAUCAGAUGCAACUGGAUUUGGACUGUUAGGGUUCAUUUAUCAGCAGGAGGGAGAAGUUGAACAAGCAAUUGAUUACUAUGAGAAAGCACUGGAACUUGAUCCAGAUAAUGAAGAUUAUAUGAGUGCAUUGUGUUGUCUGAGGCUCAGUUUGACUAGAGACUGAAGCUUAAAACAGAUUUUGAAUACCCGUAUAAUCUUCUCCCAGACCAUCUUCUGUAGUGUGAAUGUAUCAUAAACAACACAUGGUUUUAUUUAGCAGAAGUAAUCAUAGUAUGUAAAAAGCUUGUCACUGCAUAUUUCUAAUCUAAUAUUUCAUAUAAACAUAAACAUAUUUCUAAUGUUUUUAGGUGAUAAAAGUAAAAAAAAAGUUUAUUCCAAGAAACAGUAACCAAUCAUAUGCAUACUAGUAAAUACUUAUUGAUUGAUAUGGUUUUUAUAGUAUUUUCAAAGUAUUUUUAUGAAUUUUGUAGACUAUGGCAGAUACAGAAACACCUAGGGGGUUAAUUACUAAACUCUUAUAAAAUCAGACUUCUAAAAUGUCACAAAUUUUUCAGAAUUUAUUAAA
This is a messenger RNA of Xenopus laevis (African clawed frog), 1951 nucleotides long. Its product is annotated as interferon-induced protein with tetratricopeptide repeats 5. The coding region runs from base 71 to 1549 and encodes 492 amino acids. Lineage: Eukaryota; Metazoa; Chordata; Amphibia; Anura; Pipidae. The record is from RefSeq and is a predicted model, not a curated record. The transcript is spliced from 2 exons.